CUGGCCCUGCACAUGGAGAAAAAGCCCGAAGGUUUUGGCAGGAAAGUCUCCCUGUGGCACAGAAGGUGUUKGGAUCCAGCAGCAGGAGCUGGGAGAGGGCAGGGGCUGACUGGGGAGCGCCCCAUCAGUGCUCCAUCACCCRUCCCAGUGCAGACCAGUGCUGCCAGUCCAGCAAGGCUGCAACCACCAGCAAAUCCCCCSUGGCCCAGGGCCACWCUUCCCUCCCUUCCUUCCCUCCCUUUGCGGGCUCUGGCCGAACACGGGGGGACCAAGUUCAUCCCAAACCACAAUUGCCGCCUGUGCCGGCAGCUCCGGCCGUGGCGGAUGUGCUGGAAAUAACCCUGGAGGGGCCGUGCCCCCCUUGCCAGGGCUGCUGUACCCUAUAAAGGCACCCUGGCACCCUGGCAGUGCAGCCCAGCGCAGGGGAGGCACCAUGAAGUCCCUCGUUCUGCUGAUGAUCUUGGCUCUGCUCAGCCUUGGUUUCUGUCGCAGAGCUGCCGAUGGCUCCGCCAGCACCGAAGACUCGCCCAGAUCCGAAGCCUUUGUCUCCAGACGCGCCAGCGCUGAGGUGGUGCAGAGACAGAAGCGGAAUUACGGCUAUGACAGCGCUGCCUACRGAGCCCCGCGGGACCCGCUGGAGGCCAAGCGCGAGGUGUGCGAGCUCAACCCGGACUGUGACGAGCUGGCCGACCAAAUUGGCUUCCAGGAGGCUUAUCGGCGUUACUAUGGCAUCGUGUAGCCUCCACCAGACCCCGCUGGGCUGUGGGRCAGGGGCUGAGCUCCCCUAAACCCCCCUCAGCCCCCCUUUACACACUCACCCUCUCACCCUUGCUGUCAGCCCUGGAAAGAAAUAAACGCAAAUG
This is a messenger RNA of Malurus melanocephalus (red-backed fairy wren), 863 nucleotides long. It is a transcript of the gene BGLAP, whose product is annotated as bone gamma-carboxyglutamate protein. The transcript is spliced from 4 exons. Lineage: Eukaryota; Metazoa; Chordata; Aves; Passeriformes; Maluridae. Gene Ontology annotation, molecular function: calcium ion binding; hydroxyapatite binding; structural constituent of bone. The coding region runs from base 434 to 739 and encodes 101 amino acids. Gene Ontology annotation, cellular component: extracellular region. Gene Ontology annotation, biological process: regulation of cellular response to insulin stimulus; regulation of bone mineralization; bone development. The record is from RefSeq and is a predicted model, not a curated record.